GAGAGAGAGGUGCGGUUGGAGGAGAAAUUUCAACUUUGUUGACGCUCCAUCGUCGGGUUCUCAUUUCCUUCCACCGGCCAUUGCUUCAUCUCAAAUUUCUCUCCUCCCCAAGAAUAACACUCAUAGCGACGGCUCCGCCGUGAGUUACCGGAAUCUUGGCCGCUACGGCCACCCGCAUUCUCCUUCUGCUUCACGAUUUACGGUCGCCGACCGGUGCUUCUUCGCGGUUGUUAUCUUACUGUUUUAUCUACGUCCGUUCUUCGGCAUUCAUUUCCAUCUUUCUACAUUCGUGGACAAGGCUUGAAGACGACGAAAAGCGCAGCUGAGUAGCAGAGACUUCGGAUCAGACCGAACGGCAGAGAAAAGAAGAAGAAAGGGGAAAAGGGAAAUUUUAGAAACGACGGCGUUUGGAGGAUCACAUCAAUUUCUCAUACAAGUAAGCUAUUGCAAUCGAUAUCGGAACCGCAUCGCUCUACCGAAUGGAUGUAUUGUUUUCAGAAACGGUUUUCUGAAAGGACGGACGAUUUGACAUGUCCUGUAAAUGUUCGAAGCAUGAGCACAAUGGCUUGUUCAUCUUCGAGAGUACCCAAUUAUGGAUUGAUAUAGACUAAAUCGAGGUGGGCUGUUGGGCUGGGAGAAGGUUUGGCAUCAUUGAGAAAUGGGGGCGGUUGGAGAAGAGUUGAUGAAGUUGGAAAAAAUGCAGGGGAUAAAUGCUCGUGAAGAGAAAAUUCUUGUUUUAGUAAGGUUGAGACCCUUGAAUGAGAAGGAGAUUAUGAUGAAUGAAGCAGCAGAUUGGGAGUGCAUCAAUGGUACUAGUAUUUUGUACCGGAAUACCUUACGGGAGGGGUCCACAUUUCCAAGUGCCUAUACUUUUGAUAGAGUAUUUCGAGGUGAUUGCUCUACAAAGCAGGUGUACGAGGAAGGAGCCAGAGAAAUUGCAUUUUCUGUAGUCAGUGGAAUCAACUCAAGUAUUUUUGCAUAUGGUCAGACAAGCAGUGGAAAGACAUACACCAUGAAUGGAAUUCUUGAAUAUUCAGUAGCAGAUAUAUUUGAUUACAUUAGAAGGCACGAAGAGAGAGCAUUCAUUGUGAAGUUUUCAGCUAUUGAGAUAUACAAUGAAGCUGUUAGAGACCUCCUGAGCACAGAUACUAGUCCUCUCAGGCUGCUAGAUGACCAGGAGCGAGGGACAAUUGUAGAGAAAGUCACUGAGGAAAUCUUGAGGGACUGGAACCAUUUAAGGGAGCUCAUUUCAAUUUGUGAAGCUCAACGACGGAUUGGAGAGACCUCACUGAAUGAAAAAAGUUCUAGAUCUCAUCAAAUUAUUAAACUGACAAUUGAAAGUUCUGCUCGCGAGUUUUUAGGAAAAGACAAUUCAACCACACUUGCUGCUAGUGUGAGUUUUAUUGAUUUAGCUGGGAGUGAACGUGCAGCUCAAGCAUUGUCAGCAGGGGCGAGACUGAAAGAAGGAUGUCACAUAAAUCGCAGUUUACUGACUCUGGGUACUGUCAUUCGCAAACUGAGCAAAGGAAGAAAUGGUCAUAUCAAUUACAGAGAUUCUAAGCUGACACGAAUAUUGCAGCCCUGCUUAGGUGGCAAUGCUAGAACAGCCAUCAUCUGUACAUUGAGCCCUGCAAGAAGUCAUGUUGAACAAACUAGAAACACUCUCUUGUUCGCUUGUUGUGCAAAAGAGGUGACAACAAAAGCACAAGUCAAUGUGGUCAUGUCUGAUAAGGCUUUGGUUAAGCAUUUGCAGAAAGAGUUAGCGAGAUUGGAGAGUGAGUUGAGAACUCCUGCCCCUGUUUCAUCCAGUUCUGAAUAUGCAGCCCUACUUAAAAAGAAAGAUCUUCAAAUUGAGAAGAUGGCGAAGGAGAUUAGAGAACUCACUAAGCAGAGGGAUCUUGCUCAAUCCCGGGUUGAAGAUUUACUUCGUAUGGUUGGAAAUGAUGAUGUCUCGGGAAAGGAUAUCAAAACUAGUUAUUCUAAAUUGCAAGCAAGGGAUGGUUUAGAGUAUGAAGGCUCACCAUCAGAAACUUCAAGUGUGGCUGAUUUUCGUGGUAGAGAUAUGGGUGGAAAAUCUUUUAACAAUCCUCAUUAUUAUGACGGAGACAGUGAUGAUGGAAAAAGGUUCCUUGACUCUCAGUCGGGUCAAAGUGGAACAACAACCGCUCUUGCAAUAGCAGAAGACUUCGACGACUGCAAGGAAGUUCAAUGUAUUGAAAUGGGGGAAUCAGUCAGGGACGAUGGCUUGUCACUGCUUGCUACAAAUAAUGGUGAAUUUAGAGGAAUGCCGUUUAGCGUGUCAAAUGAUGGAAGUACUGGUCAUGAAUUGAUAUCAACCCCUGUGACUGGCAGCAGAGAAGCACAUCAAAUUCCAAAUAAUUCAACAAAUGGUCAACCAGAGCAAGGACUCCAUGAAGUAAGGAGGAUGAACAUUGAUUCUACGAGCAGUCCUUAUCGCGAUGAUGCAUGUUCAAAGGUUACUGCAGACAUGUCAAGCUCCAGAAGCUUGAAGCUAGCUAGAAGCUGGAGUUGUAGAGCCAAUUUCACGAAUGAGUUAUCACCUGAUAGAGGAGAGACAACCCCUCCUCAUGGAUUUGACAAAAGCUUUCCUGGAAGACCUGAAGGUUUUGGACGGAAACUCCCACAAUUAGACUUCACAGGCGGCCUCGUGAGACUUGAUUCUCAGUCCUCUAUAGGAAGUGCUCGGAGCAUCAAGACUUCUGCAGAUGAAGACGUUACUCGCUUAGAUGCCUUUGUUGCUGGAUUGAAGAAAAUGACAAAUUCAGAGUAUGGGAAAGAACUUCCUGACGGUCAGGUUCUGGAGGAUGGGCAAGAAUUGGAUUUCUUAAAGAACACAAAUUAUGUUGGAGGUGAGACAUUGCAGAAUGGGUUAGUCACAUCGGAUUGGAAGGAAGAAUUUCAGAGGCAGCAGAGGAUGAUAAUUGAUCUUUGGCAAACUUGCAACGUCUCAAUUGUCCACAGAACUUACUUUUUCUUGCUCUUCCAAGGUGAUCCUGCCGAUUCCAUUUACAUGGAAGUAGAAGUUAGGAGACUGACUUUUCUAAAGCAAACAUUUUAUUACGGUAAUUCAGCUAUGGAUGAUGGCCGGAAAGUCUCCUUUUCUUCAAGUAUAAGGGAUCUUCGUCGCGAGAGAGAAACACUGAGCAAGCUAAUGCAGAAGCGAAUCACAGAAGAUGAAAGAAAGAGAUUGUUUCAGAAAUGGGGAAUUGCAUUGAAUUCAAAACGCCGAAGGCUGCAGCUGAUGAGUCAGUUGUGGACCGAUCCGAAGAACAUGAACCAUGUAACAGAGAGUGCAGCCAUUGUUGCAAAGCUUGUGAAGUUUGCUGAGCAAGGACAAGCCCUCAAGGGGAACUUUGGUCUCAGCUUCAUUACACCUCCACAGAAAAGUAGAUCAUUUAGCUGGAGAAACAAUAGGACUUCUUUAAUCUGACUUCAGGUGACAUUCUCCAGUGCUUAAAUUACCACACCAUUUGUUUGUUUGUUUGUUUUGUUUUUUGUUGCUACCAGUAAUUAAUAUAUAGUUACGACACUAAAGCAUCAUUAAUUGUAAUAGGGCUGUAUAAAUAUCUUGUAAAACUUGCUUGAUCUAGGAAGUUAAGAUAGAUUAGGCUGAUCAUGACUGAUUUGGGUUUUCUUUUUUUGUUAUUUUUUGUGUGUAUUUUGUGAACCCAAACAUAUUAAUUCCCAUAUACAUUCUCUUCAAAGACGAGAUGACCAUUGUUGUCUUGUUUUCCUUCCAA
Molecule: messenger RNA, 3761 nt
Organism: Cucumis sativus (cucumber)
Lineage: Eukaryota; Viridiplantae; Streptophyta; Magnoliopsida; Cucurbitales; Cucurbitaceae
Product: kinesin-like protein KIN-7E
Exons: 15
Coding region: 659-3451 (930 amino acids)
Biological process (GO): microtubule-based movement
Molecular function (GO): microtubule motor activity; ATP binding; microtubule binding
Source: RefSeq, a predicted model, not a curated record